Nerophis ophidion (straightnose pipefish) is the source of this 6466-nucleotide messenger RNA. It is a transcript of the gene mymk, whose product is annotated as myomaker, myoblast fusion factor. Gene Ontology annotation, cellular component: plasma membrane. The record is from RefSeq and is a predicted model, not a curated record. NCBI's taxonomy places the organism in Eukaryota, Metazoa, Chordata, Actinopteri, Syngnathiformes, Syngnathidae. The transcript has 6 exons. The coding region runs from base 130 to 969 and encodes 279 amino acids.
CACGCUCGGGUUGGGCAUUUAAACUUUAAAGGUCCGCAGCUGUCCGCCCGGAGCACACUUUCUCCAGUCGGACAAACUGGGGACCGGAGGAAGCCGCUUCAGUUCUCUCCCACCCCGCUCGCCGCCACCAUGGGGGCUUUCAUCGCCAAGAUGCUCCUGCCCACCGUCAGCAGCGUGGUCUUCCUGCCCGUCGCCAGCGUGGCCGCCAAGCGAGGCUUCCACAUGGAGGCCAUGGUCUACUUCUUCACCAUGUUCUUCACCGCCAUCUACCACGCCUGCGACGGACCCGGCCUCUCCAUCCUGUGCUUCAUGAGGUACGACAUCUUGGAGUAUUUCAGUGUCUACGCCACGGCUCUCUCCAUGUGGGUCACUCUGAUCGCUCUUGCCGACUUCGACGAGCCGCAGCGUUCCACCAUGACCAUGUUCGGAGUCCUCACCACCGCCGUCAGGAUCUACCAAGACCGUUGGGGCUACGGGAUCUACUCAGGCCCGAUCGGAUCUGCCGUCUUCAUCAUAACCGUCAAAUGGCUGCAGAAGAUGAAGGAGUUGAAGGCGGUCUAUCCCGACAAGAGGGUCUACACGCAGCAGGUCGGUCCCGGGUGCUGUUUCGGCGCCCUGGCCCUCAUGCUACGGUUCUACUUUGAGGAGUGGGACUACGCCUACGUGCACAGCUUCUACCACCUGUCCCUGGCCGUGUCUUUCGUCCUGCUGCUGCCCAAGAAGAACCGCUACGCCGGGACGGGACGGAAUGCCGUCAAGCUCAGCUGCUGGACCCUCUGCUGCUGCAGCGUGUCCCCCGGCUCGGCCAAAGACAAGACCAACAAGGCGGCGAAGAAGUCGACCCGUUCCUUCCUGGGCAAGACGAAAGACCGCGACUCCCCCGUUCUGCCCCUGUUCUCCCCACCGCCCGAAUCGCCCGUCAAAGGCACCAGCAUCAGCAAGCUGAAGGAGAUGAACGGCUGGAAGUGACAGGAACAGGAAGUGACACGGGAGCGGCUGCUAACUUCAUUUGGUUUUUUCAGCUGCUAGAACAUUUAAGGUCAGCCCGACCGGCAGGUGAAGGAGACCACGGGCAGAACCCGUCAAUGGCGGCUGGGAACAGCUGGGCGCCAAAAUGUAUAAAUUGUCUGAAAUGUUCCUCCGUCUGUCUGUCGGCGCUCGCACCUCCGGACUUCCUCCUGAGGGGAGGAACCGGUCUCUGCCAAGACUGCAGACACCAGACUGAAAGCGCCUGAUGAGUUCUGGAGGGCGACCCACUCGUCUGCCUGGAUAUCCACCGCCAGGAUGUUUGUUUUUUUUGUACCAGCGCGUCAUUCGUCAAGUCAAACGUCAAAGAUUUUAUUUACGGAGCGCUUGGAAUAUUUUACAGAACCAGAACCCCCUGAGGGGGUUUCGGCCUCGCUAAUCCAAACCUGCCGCGUGCACGUCACCUGCCCCGAACACGACACUAAGGCUACAAACGUGCGCUGCGUGCUCGCCUCAGACAAAAAACAGUCGACGGCCAAAACGUGAACGAGGAAUGUUUUGAGCCGGGGCCAAGCCGCCGGCUCUCGUGCACGGAGACCGGUGUUAUUGUCUGGGGCCGGGCCGGGCCUCGCCGGCUGGCUGGCUGGGCCGCCGCUUCUGACAGGACCGUAACUCGAGCCUUUUAUUGCGCAAGUGUCAAACACUGCUCGACUCCUAGACGAACAUCCUGGAGGGCCUUAGGCCACACACACACAUCAGGAAUUUCCCCGUGGGGACCAAUACACACCAAUACUGACCACUUGUCAUACACACAAAAUCACGAAAACUGACCAUUUUUAAAAAAUAAAAAAAAUUCAUAGGACCUAAUAGAAGGCCUUUUUUUUAUUGAUUCCUAUGCUUUCAAUGCUUUUGGACCACAUGGCAUGAGUGAAAUGUCCGUUUUUUUGUCCCAUGGGGCUAGAAGUACAAACACACAAACACUUAUACAUCACAUAAAUGCACUCCAAAUAAAACUGCUAAAUUAUUUUCCGUAAAAUUUUUGUUGCUUUCUACAGUUCAUUGCUCUAAAUUAAAAAAAACGUUCCAUUAUUUUUAUAGCACAACUCUGACGACUGAGCUACAACACUCCAAAAAAAUAUGUCUGACCACUUGUCAUACACACUAAAUCACGAAAACUGACCUCAAGGCGACUAUUUUUUCGAAAUGAAAAAAAUGCAUAGGACCCAAUAGAAGGCCUUUUUUAAUUGAUUCCAAUGCUUUAAAUGCUUUUGGACCACAUGGCAUGAGUGAAAUGUCCUUUUUUGGUCCCACGGGGCUAGAAAUACAAACAUACACACACUUAUACAUGAAAUAAAUGCACUCUAAGAAAAACUGCUAAUUAUUUUCUGUAAAAUUUUUGUUCCUUUUUACAGUUCAUUGCUGUAAAUUAAAAAAAAUAUUCCAUUGUUAUAUUUAUAGUACAACUCUGACGACUUAGCUACAACACUCCAAAAAAAUAUGUCUGACCACUUGUCAUACACACGAAAUCACGAAAACUGACCUCAUGGGGACCAUUUUUUAAAGAUGAAAAAAAUUCAUAGGACCUAAUUGAAGGCCUUUUUUUUAUUGAUUCCAAUGCUUUCAAUGCUUUUGGACCACAUGGCAUAAGUGAAAUGUCCAUUUUUUUUCCCACCGGGCUAGAUAUACAAACACACACACACUUACACAUCACUUAAAUGCACUCUAAGAAAAAAUGCUAAUUAUUUUCCGUAAAAGUUUUGUUGCUUUCUACAGUUCAUUGCUCUAAAUUAAAAAAAACGUUCCAUUAUUUUUAUAGCACAACUCUGACGACUGAGCUACAACACUCCAAAAAAAUAUGUCUGACCACUUGUCAUACACACGAAAUCACGAAAACUGACCUCAUGGGGACCAUUUUUUAAAAAUGAAAAAAAUUCAUAGGACCUAAUGGAAGGCCUUUUUUUAUUGAUUCCAAUGCUUUCAAUGCUUUUGGACCACAUGGCAUGAGUGAAAUGUCAGUUUUUUUGUCCCACGGGGCUAGAAAUACAAACACACACACACUUAUACAUCACAUAAAUGCAUUCUAAAGAAAACUGCUAAUUAUUUUCCGUAAAAUUUUUGUUGCUUUCUACAGUUCAUUGCUGUAAAUAAAAAAAACAAACGUUCCAUUCUUUUUAUAGUACAACUCUGACGACUUAGCUACAACACUCCAAAAAAAUAUGUCUGACCACUUGUCAUACACACGAAAUCACGAAAACUGACCUCAUGGGGACCAUUUUUUAACGAUGAAAAAAAUUCAUAGGACCUAAUUGAAGGCCUUUUUUUUAUUGAUUCCAAUGCUUUCAAUGCUUUUGGACCACAUGGCAUGAGUGAAAUGUCCUUUUUUAGUCCCACGGGGCUAGAAAUACAAACACACACACCUAUACAUCACAUACUGCAAAUGCACUCCAAGAAAAACUGCUAAUUAUUUUCCGUAAAAUUUUUGUUGCUUUCUACAGUUCAUUGCUGUAAAUUAAAAAAAAGGUUCCAUUAUUUUUAUAGUACAACUCAGACGACUGAGCUACAACACUCCAAAAAAAUAUGUCUGACCACUUGUCAUACACACGAAAUCACGAAAACUGACCUCAUGGGGACCAUUUUUUAAAAAUGAAAACAAUUCAUAGGACCUAAUAGAAGGCCUUUUUUAAUUGAUUCCAAUGCUUUCAACGCUUUUUGGACCACAUGGCAUGAGUGAAAUGUCCUUUUUUAGUCCCACGGGGCUAGAAAUACAAACACACACACACUUAUACAUCACAUAAAUGCAUUCUAAAGAAAACUGCUAAUUAUUUUCCGUAAAAUUUUUGUUGCUUUCUACAGUUCAUUGCUGUAAAUAAAAAAAAAAAACGUUCCAUUCUUUUUAUAGUACAACUCUGACGACUUAGCUACAACACUCCAAAAAAAUAUGUCUGACCACUUGUCAUACACACGAAAUCACGAAAACUGACCUCAAGGGGACUAUUUUUUAGAAAUGAAAAAAAUGCAUAGGACCUAAUAGAAAGCCUUUUUUUUUAUUGAUUCCAAUGCUUUCAAUGCUUUUGGACCACAUGGCAUGAGUGAAAUGUCCGUUUUUUUGUCCCACGGGGCUAGAAAUACAAACACACACACACUUAUACAUCACAUAAAUGCAUUCUAAAGAAAACUGCUAAUUAUUUUCCGUAAAAUUUUUGUUGCUUUCUACAGUUCAUUGCUGUAAAUUAAAAAAAACGCUCCAUUAUUUUUAUAGUACAACUCUGACGACUGAGCUACAACACUCCAAAAAAUAUGUCUGACCACUUGUCAUACACACUAAAUCACGAAAACUGACCUCAAGGCGACUAUUUUUUAGAAAUGAAAAAAAUGCAUAGGACCCAAUAGAAGGCCUUUUUUAAUUGAUUCCAAUGCUUUAAAUGCUUUUGGACCACAUGGCAUGAGUGAAAUGUCCUUUUUUGGCCCCACGGGGCUAGAAAUACAAACAUACACACACUUAUACAUGAAAUAAAUGCACUCUAAGAAAAACUGCUAAUUAUUUUCUGUAAAAUUUUUGUUCCUUUUUACAGUUCAUUGCUGUAAAUUAAAAAAAAUAUUCCAUUGUUAUAUUUAUAGUACAACUCUGACGACUUAGCUACAACACUCCAAAAAAAUAUGUCUGACCACUUGUCAUACACACGAAAUCACGAAAACUGACCUCCAGGGGACUAUUUUUUAGAAAUGAAAAAAAUGCAUAGGACCUAAUGGAAAGCCUUUUUUUUAAUUGAUUCCAAUGCUUUCAAUGCUUUUGGACCACAUGGCAUGAGUGAAAUGUCUUUUUUAGUCCCACGGGGCUAGAAAUACAAACACACACACACUUAUACAUCACAUAAAUGCACUCUAUAAAAAACUGCAAAUUAUUUUCCGUAAAAUUUUUGUUGCUUUCUACAGUUAAUUGCUGUAAAUUUAAAAAAAAAAAACGUUCCAUUCUUUUUAUAGUACAACUCUGACGACUUAGCUGCAACACUCCAAAAAAAUAUGUCUGACCACUUGUCAUACACACGAAAUCAUGAAAACUGACCUCAUGGGGACUAUAUUUUAAAAAUGAAAAAAAUUCAUAGGACCUAAUUGAAGGCCUUUUUUUUUUAUUGAUUCCAAUGCUUUCAAUGCUUUUGGACCACAUGGCAUGAGUGAAAUGUCUUUUUUAGUCCCACGGGGCUAGAAAUACAAACACACACACACUUAUACAUCACAUAAAUGCACUCUAUAAAAAACUGCAAAUUAUUUUCCGUAAAAUUUUUGUUGCUUUCUACAGUUGAUUGCUGUAAAUUAAAAAAAAAAAACGUUCCAUUCUUUUUAUAGUACAACUCUGACGACUUAGCUACAACACUCCAAAAAAAUAUGUCUGACCACUUGUCAUACACACGAAAUCAUGAAAACUGACCUCAUGGGGACUAUAUUUUAAAAAUGAAAAAAAUUCAUAGGACCUAAUAAAAGGCCUUUUUUUUUUAUUGAUUCCAACGCUUUGGACCACCCCACGAGUCAAGCUGGACCCCGUGGCGUGAGUGAAAUGUCUGAUUUUUGGUCCCACGAGGCUAGAAAUGACAGUUAUCAUUAUUGAAACACCAAAAUAUGACACUUAGGUGUAUACCUGCUAAAUUAUUUAAAAAAGGCUAGCAUGCCAAUAUUAGUAUGUUUACAACUAUCAUUAUUGAAAUACCAAAAUAUAUGACAGUGAGGUGUAUACCUGCUAUAUUAGCUAAAACGCUAGCAUGCUAAAAUGCUAAGUGUAACAUGCAUCAAGUAAACACAGUAAAAAAAAAGUCAAUAUAUUUUACGGUAAAAAAAACUAGCAGCUCAAAUCCAUAAAAUGUUUUUUUACAUGUUUUUCUAUAUUAACUAAAGAGCUAACAUGCUGAUGUUAGUAUGCUAAAAUGCUAACUGUAACAUGUAUCAAGAAACCGGUGAAAAAAGUCAAUAGAUUUUACAGUAAAAGCAAAACAUAAAACAUUUUUUACAGUGCCGUAUUUCACCGUAAAAUCUAAGGUUGUUGUUUUCAAAGUGAGCCACUGUGAAAUACUGACUUUUUUUUUACAGUAUGGGCUCAUUCCCAUUAGCAUUCUCAUUGUUAUCAGAGUUAACAUGUACUAUUGACACUUCUUUUUACACUUGUAUGCCAUUUCAAUUGUUAUUAAAACAUUUCUUGUACACCGGAUAAAGCUUUCAUACUCGCUAGAGUUUGACCCCAAAACAGAUGAUUUCUAUUAUUUCCUAGAAAUAUGUGACAAAGAACUUUCUCCAAGUGUGGUAUGCUCGCUAUGUUUACUUUGGACUUUCUCUGCGUGGACAACAGCCGUGCCAGCAACUGCUAGCACAGCUGCUUGGUGCCGCUGGUGUGGUUCUGAGGUCCUCUUCUAAUCCGUUUAGCGUGUAGUCCUGGGGUGUGCUACUUGGGCCAAAAAAAAAAAAAACCCCAACACAUUUGGGUGAUGAUAAUAAGCUGUGUACAUUUUUAAUG